AUGUUGACCAGCUGGCGGUACGUAGACUCAGAGACGCCAGUCAUAGCAGGGAAGCACAUCGAUACAGAAAGGGGGGUGACACAGUGGCAAAAUAAGAGGCCUAGAGAAGCAGACCAAGGCCAACGUACAUUCAACGUCGUAGAUGCAGGCAUCGCAACAAGCGCAUCCGCUCUACGGGUUCGAACAUACUACGCACAAGCGCUGAUCCUCUUCAAUGUGUACGGCGCGCCUCUAUCCUUCGGUCCAUAUUUGGAAUACUACCACACUACGACGCUACCGACGACACCCCUCUGGUCGCUCUCUCUCAUCGUCGCGAUACAGAUAUUCUCCAUCUUCGCUGUACCAUAUCCGAUAUGGAUGAUAUACCACCAAUGGCCUAACAGGCGAAGAAUCAUGAUCUUCACUUCUGUUCUGGCAGUGGUAGGCGCUCAAGGGAGCCUAAUCUUCUGCAAGAGUCACCUUGAGCUCAUGCUUCUGCAAGGCCUGCUGUUGGGUUCCGGACUCGGCGCGCUGCUCACUCUCGGCACACUAUUCCUCGGCUCACACUACAGAUUCAAUCUCCCAAUGACAUCGUGGAUCAGCGCUAUUGGCGGUUUUGCUGGGGCACUGGUGUAUACUACAAUAGGAUGGCUAUUCCUACGGCGCGAUCAAUGGAAAGCUGCAAACGCCGCAAACCUAGGCAUUUCCAUAGCCACACUUCUCACUGCUUUCUUUCUGGCAAAACACUCAGAGAAGGGCAACAUGCAGCUGGAUGUGGAGGCACCGCAGAGUCUAAAAUCCAUCUUCAUAGAAAAUGGAGCGUUAUGGUUCGUUGUGGGCUAUGUCCUUGUCUUCUUCGGACUCUUCAUCUGGCCAAUUUAUGUCUUGCUGAUCCUCUCACACGCACCAGCACUUUAUUGGCCGGAUUCAGGUGGUUGGACUCUCGUUGCCAUGUUCGGCUCUGCUUUGAUUUCGUCACCAAUCAGUGCCAACGAGCGCUUCCGUAAACACGUACCGCCCGUCGAGUCCUUCAGUGCAGCUUGCCUCUUCGCUGGCGCGAGUAUCAUUGCACCCGCGUGGGUUCCGCAAUUCUGGUUCUCUGUUGGUUGGGGCGCUGGGUACGGAUUCGCGCUCGGCGCUAUUUUGACUUUACACAUCAAUGUCGUGGCUAUUUUCCAUCCGCUGGGCAUUGUGUGGCAUCCGGAUAUGCCAGUCAGAGGCGCGCUCAUGAUGGCGCUUGGGGGGUUGAGUGCAGCUGCGGGUCUUGUAACGGUAGCGGUGCUCCUUGAGAAUAAGGAAAACGGGACGAAGAUUGCAGCUGUUCUUACGAUGGUGUGUAUGAUGUUUGGAGGUACAAUGAUUGCUGGGAUAUGGUGGUGGAGGUAUAAAGGCUUCCUGUGA
This is a messenger RNA of Cucurbitaria berberidis CBS 394.84, 1380 nucleotides long. RefSeq lists its product as uncharacterized. Bases 1 to 1380 code for a protein of 459 amino acids. The record is from RefSeq and is a predicted model, not a curated record. Lineage: Eukaryota; Fungi; Ascomycota; Dothideomycetes; Pleosporales; Cucurbitariaceae. The transcript has a single exon.